GAGCAGAAAGUUAAAAAAAAACUCUUUUUAUGACUAUUUUAUCGAACAAACAAUAGCGCAAAAACUCUCUUUCAGUUCGUUUUUUCAAACUGUGUUAUUAAUGACCGGAACUCGCCACUGCAAAUGAUAUGCCUAAUCGUAGGGCACAGGAGGAAUACCCGACUUGGGUUGGUUUCGUAUUCAUUUUCAACCUAAUCGUCGGAACGGGAGCGCUGACCCUUCCAUCAGCAUUCAGCCACGCAGGAUGGGUGCUCGGAUCGGUUCUUAUCGUUGUGUUGGCUUUUGCCAGCUAUAUGACGGUGACCUUCGUAAUCGAAACGAUGGCCUGUGCCAAUGCUAUCCAAAAUUGGAAACGGCUACAGUUCAUCAAACGGGACCGAGUGGUUGAGCACGACGAGGACAGUAAUGUAGAAUCGAUUUCGGAACCUUUGAUACAAUCUGGUAUAGCAGCAGAUGGCGAUAUGACCGAUGCCAGUAUCGAACAGACCCCGUUGAAUAUAAUGUAUAGCCGGAAUCAGUACUACAGUUUGUCGACCAAGAUCGAGCUAGGCGAGAUGGCUAAUUUGUUCUUCGGGCGGAUAGGAAGAUUCCUGUUCUACUUCUGUCUGGCGGUAUAUCUGUACGGGGACUUGAGCAUUUAUUCGGCUGCUAUCGCAAAAAGUCUGAGGGAUGUUCUGUGUGCUUACAAUCAUUCGGCCAAUGCAACAGAUAGCGACGAUGUGACGCUACGGUGCUGGGAAGAUAGCGCACUUUCCCGGUUCGACAUCUACAGACUGUGUCUGGUGGCAUUCAUUACCAUCCUUGGGCCAUUUGUCUUCUUCAACGUACAAAAAACCAAAUACCUUCAGCUGGUGACGGUAUUUUUCCGUUGGCUUGCCUUCUCGGUCAUGAUUAGCAUAGCUAUCCAUCGACUGUUCGCACAACAAAACGACCCGGUCGUACCGAAGCGUGCCGACUUUACUGGCAUCCCGUACCUAAUAGGUACUUGUAUCUAUUCGUUCAUGUGCCACCACUCACUGCCCAGUCUGCUGACACCGAUCUCAAACAAACGUCGACUCAAAUCGCUCAUAUCGAUGGAUUACAUUCUAAUCUGCGCAUUCUACCUGUCACUGGCGCUGACCGGAAUCUUUGCCUUCAGCGACAUCAAGGAUCUAUACACGCUGAACUUUGUCCCCAAUUCCGAUCAGGACAGCAUGUUCCUCAAAGGAAUCGAGUACUUCCUGGCCCUGUUUCCAGUAUUUACCCUCUCGGCCAGCUUCCCGAUCAUUGCCAUAACCCUACGGAGCAAUCUGCAGACGCUCUUCCUCGACACUACUCAGAUGGAGUCGUACAACUUUGUCUUGCGCCGAGUGUUCUUCCCGCUGUUGGCCAUCGUGCCGCCAAUAGUAGUGUGCUUCUUCACCGAGAGUGUUAUUUCGCUGGUCGGCUUCACCGGGUGCUACGCCGGAACGGGCAUCCAGUAUCUGAUACCGAUUUUCCUCGUCUUUUACGCCCGGCGAGUUUGCGAAAGCAUGAUCGGCCGGGGCAUUGUGAAUGAAUUCCGGAGCCCGUUCAAGGGCAACUUUUGGCUGCUGUUGAUCUUUAGCUGGACCUUUGGCUGUUUGGUGCUGGUUACGAUUGAUCUCAUGAAGUAGGAGGAAAUUAAACAACUUCAACGAGGUGGCUUGCGGCACUGGAGAAUACAAUAUUAAGUACGAGACUGAAAGGCGGACAACAAAAAAACAAAGUUGCAACUGUUGUUAGGUAGUUUGUCACGAAAAUUUCGAAUUUUUGUUUCUGAUCAAACUUAAUUUUAACAGCAUAAUUUCUUAUGUAAUGUAAUCUAGAUUUUUCUUCAU
Ochlerotatus camptorhynchus is the source of this 1838-nucleotide messenger RNA. Its product is annotated as transmembrane protein 104 homolog. The record is from RefSeq and is a predicted model, not a curated record. The transcript is spliced from 4 exons. The coding region runs from base 129 to 1634 and encodes 501 amino acids. NCBI's taxonomy places the organism in Eukaryota, Metazoa, Arthropoda, Insecta, Diptera, Culicidae.